AUGGCUGCUUCAUCUAUGAAUAACGAAAAGUCCCAGGCGGACUAUCCCAACACACAUUACCUAUCUAAUCUCAAUAACCCCCAUGCCACCAACCAGACGAUUCAUUUGAACCGGUUGCCCACUCUUGGAGAGAUUCUCGCCAAUAAGACCAAGUCCCCCGUUGAUUUACGGACCUUCUAUCGAUAUAUGGAUGAGAUAGAGGGGAAACUGGAUUACUUGGAUUUUUGGUUCGAGUUGAUAAACCACUUGAACUUGUGUAAGCACUAUGUCAAGGGUCUUAGAGAUAGCAUAGUACGUCAAUCCUAUAACCACUAUACUGGAGGAGGCACUAAUAGUAGUGGUGGUGGAGGUGGACCUGGUAGUCCAACAGACCCAUUUCAAAGUCCGGGAGAUGGGAAACACAAAUCACUCAGUUCAUCGAUCUUGUUAGAUUUGAUCUUGAACGAUCAUAUUUUGGAAGACAGUGAUUCCAAUAGAUUAUCACAAUUCUUAAGAGGUGAUAUCCAACUCGAAAAUGCUGAUCCCAAGUUAAGAGAUAUGAUUCUGAGAUAUAAUGAAACAACCAAUAAUCGAUCAUCAAAUGGGUCUAGUAUCUUGGGAACCCCUACGCAAAUUAGUUUUGUAUUUUCCAAACCUCCAACCCCCAAUGUUCAAGGUGGUGGUGGUAAUGAGAAGCGAUUCAGCUCUCAUUCCAAACUGAUGGACGAACAGAGUCUAGGCGAGUCCAUGGAGAUUGGUCAAGCUGAUAGAGCCAUUAACCCCAAUAUGGCCCCACUGAAGAAAGAAACAUCCAUUAACCCUGCAUUAUUAGAGAAAUUGGUUCAUAGACCAAUGUCUGAAUCCAACUCGUUUAUCACCAGAAAUAACUUGAAGGAAUCAUCCCAUAAUUUACUCUUGAAAUAUUUUGUGGAGGAUUCAGAAAAGAACUUAUAUUUACCCAAUAAAAUGAAUAAAGAAAUCAUUAAAGCCAUAGAAGUCGAAGGUCGUGAUGAUCCAGAUAUCUUUCAUGAUGUACGGUUAUUUGUCUUUUCGAGACUAGAGAAUGAUUAUCUUCCUCGGUUCUUGAAUUUCGUGGCCAUUAGAAACGUCAAUCAUACAGGCUUUUUAAGAAUCUUUUUAGGGUUCUUUUUUAUAUUUAUUGCAUUCUGGAUUGGGUUCAUUUUUAUCUUUUUGAAUACCAGAAAAUCCCUUAGACUUUUGAUCCUAAUACCCUAUGCCAUCGGGUUUUAUUUCCUCAUCACGUCGGUAUAUUUGGUUGAUCCCAUAUUAAUUUGGUUGGGCUAUGGCGAAUCAUUUACAAGAGAGAAUUCGUUUCUCCUAAUCAAGGACAAGUUUGUGAGAAACUUACUUUUGAGAAGAAGUAUAUGGGUGACAUUUCUAGUUGCUCUAUGUACUGCUAUACUCACCAUACUAUUCGUAUUAGUUCCAGGUCAUCGACUCUAG
Messenger RNA from Lizanozyma spartinae, 1443 nucleotides. It is a transcript of the gene RAX1, whose product is annotated as Rax1p. Bases 1 to 1443 code for a protein of 480 amino acids. Gene Ontology annotation, biological process: intracellular protein localization. Gene Ontology annotation, cellular component: plasma membrane. The record is from RefSeq and is a predicted model, not a curated record. Lineage: Eukaryota; Fungi; Ascomycota; Pichiomycetes; Serinales; Debaryomycetaceae. The transcript is spliced from 2 exons.